Molecule: messenger RNA, 1370 nt
Organism: Dacryopinax primogenitus
Lineage: Eukaryota; Fungi; Basidiomycota; Dacrymycetes; Dacrymycetales; Dacrymycetaceae
Product: Pkinase-domain-containing protein
Exons: 6
Coding region: 92-1120 (342 amino acids)
Biological process (GO): protein phosphorylation; DNA damage response; regulation of transcription by RNA polymerase I
Cellular component (GO): cytosol; nucleus; protein kinase CK2 complex
Molecular function (GO): protein serine/threonine kinase activity; ATP binding
Source: RefSeq, a predicted model, not a curated record
CUCUGCCUGUGUUAGACCGCGUCACUUGUCGUAUCGUCUUGUCCUGCCACACUGAAGCAAACUGCUGAACGAAAUUGAGGAGGAGCUAGGCAUGGGACGGGAAAGGCGCUCGCAGGCGCGCGUCUAUGCUAAUGUAAACGAACAAUUGGGGAGAUCAUGGUGGGACUACGACAACCUCCAAGUGCAGUGGGGUAGUCAAGAUCAUUACGAGAUUGUGCGGAAAGUGGGUCGGGGAAAGUAUUCUGAGGUCUUCGAGGGUAUCAAUAUUGUCACCGAUACCAAGUGCAUCAUCAAGGUGCUCAAACCAGUGAAGAAGAAGAAGAUAAAGCGCGAGAUUAAAAUCCUUCAGAACCUCGCCGGCGGACCCAACAUUGUUGCCCUUCUUGAUGUUGUGCGAGAUCCAGCGAGCAAGAUUCCCAGUCUUGUCUUUGAAUGCGUCAACAAUGUUGACUUCAAGAUCCUUUACCCUAAGUUCUCGGACUACGAUGUCAGGUUCUACAUAUUUGAGUUGUUGAAGGCAUUGGAUUACUGCCAUUCUAAGGGUAUCAUGCACCGUGAUGUCAAGCCACACAACGUGAUGAUCGAUCAUGAACGACGCAAACUCAGACUCAUCGAUUGGGGAUUGGCUGAAUUCUAUCAUCCCAAUACCGAGUACAACGUGCGUGUGGCAAGUCGAUACUUCAAGGGUCCGGAACUGCUCGUCGACUUCCAGGAGUACGACUACAGCCUCGACUUGUGGAGCCUAGGGUGCAUGUUCGCGAGCAUGAUAUUCCGGAAGGAACCCUUUUUCCAUGGCCAUGACAACUACGAUCAACUGGUGAAGAUCGCCAAAGUAUUAGGCACCGAUGAGCUUAAUGCCUACUUGGAGAAAUAUGACAUCGAACUCGACAGCCAGUAUGAUGAGAUCUUAGGACGCUACCCUCGCAAGCCAUGGUCUCGCUUCGUCACGACAGAUAACCAACGUUAUAUCACAAAUGAAGCCAUCGAUUUCCUGGACAAACUCUUGCGCUAUGAUCAUCAGGAGCGGCUCACCGCAAGGGAAGCGCAGGAUCAUCCCUAUUUUGACCUUGUCAAGCAGCGUGAGAUGAUUGCCGAUGUCAGUGGGGAGGAGUCGGGCUGAAGGGAUUUCACCCUGCUCAACCCCCCUCCCCUCUCUUCCCCCCUCUCCCUCCCUCAUUUUCUUCCCUUCGUCAACUUCCGCAAGUGCCCCUCUUUCGCACCCGAAAUUCUGUUUUCUCAUCUCCUUCCUUGUUGUCUUACAUCCCGGCUUGGUAUUAUACAAUAUGAUGGCGUAGGACCGAAUGUGUUACGGUCUUUUGCUACGAUGUUGCAUAUUUCCCUCUUCUGAUCUCGCGUUGCGUUUGGAUCGU